AUGGCAGACUUGCUCAUUGGUUUCCCUGCACAAGCCCCUGCCAAACCAUCAACGAAGAUGCGCUUCGCAGAUGUGGCAGUGACAGCAACUGCAAAAGACUUCUCAGGCUUCUACAGAGGCAAGCAAUACCAUCAACCAGACUUCGAUGCCGUCCUCGACCGCGCCUUGGCCGCUGGCGUUGAGAAGGUGAUGCUGACGGGUAUGUCUCUCAGCGACGUCGAUACAAACCUCUCCAUUGCAAAAUCACGGCCGGAGGGUUCAUGUUUUGUCACCAUUGGCAUCCACCCUUACCAUGCCGCCGAGCCAGACGCAGAACCCGAAGGCGGCGAAGACGCCCAUUUUGCCAAACUUGCACAAAGUGUUCGUGAUGCGUUGACCCCCACUCCUAAUGGGAACACUGUAUUAGCUGCGUACGGUGAGCUGGGCCUUGACUACGACCGACUGAACCACGCCUCCAAAGAAGCGCAGGUCCGUACCUUCAAGCGCCAACUGGACCUUUUUGUCGCAGAAGAGUUUGACCUCCCGCUCUUCCUGCACUGCCGCGCCGCUUUCGACGAUUUCGUAGAAAUCAUCAAGCCAUACUUGCCCCAACUUCCCCGACGCGGUCUCGUCCACUCUUUCGUGGGCAGCGCAGCACAGAUGAAGGAGCUGGUGAACCUAGGCUUUGAUGUGAGCGUCAACGGUUUCAGCUUCCAGGAUAAGGAGAGCCUAGAAAUGGCUCGAGAAAUCCCCCUGGAGCGGUUGCAGAUUGAGACGGACGCGCCGUGGGGCGAAAUCCCUGCGGGCUCAGAGGUCGCGAAAAAGUAUCUUACCAAUGCGCCGUCCCUGCCGCCGAGCAAGAAGAAGGACAAGUUUGAGAUGGGUCUGAUGGUCAAGGGACGAAAUGAAAGCUGUACGAUGGCUCGGGUUGCGUUUGUGGUAGCGGGGCUGAAGGGGAUCACUGUCGAGGAGGUGGCGGAGGCUGCUUGGAAGAACAGUGUUGAGAUGUUUGGGUUGGGAGAGAAAUGA
Colletotrichum truncatum is the source of this 1008-nucleotide messenger RNA. Its product is annotated as deoxyribonuclease tatd. Gene Ontology annotation, molecular function: 3'-5'-DNA exonuclease activity. Gene Ontology annotation, cellular component: cytosol. The record is from RefSeq and is a predicted model, not a curated record. Lineage: Eukaryota; Fungi; Ascomycota; Sordariomycetes; Glomerellales; Glomerellaceae.